Molecule: messenger RNA, 370 nt
Organism: Pecten maximus
Lineage: Eukaryota; Metazoa; Mollusca; Bivalvia; Pectinida; Pectinidae
Exons: 1
Biological process (GO): mRNA 3'-end processing by stem-loop binding and cleavage
Cellular component (GO): U7 snRNP
Molecular function (GO): U7 snRNA binding
Source: RefSeq, a predicted model, not a curated record
AUGGCGGCGCCCAUGGACCGCAAACCGGUAGAAGGUAAAACUACUAAAUUACCUCCAGAAAUAGAUUUAACUUCUCCACGCUUUGAUGCAACGAAGGCACUCUUUUCUAGGCAAAUUCUUUUGCCGUUUGCAUCUGCACAACCACUUGACAAUUUAGCAAAGUUCGAGAGUUGGUCUAAACAAUCAAAGAAAAAUGAAGACAUUUCAAAAAAUCUACAAAUUGAACCAGCAAGGAAGCAAAUACAAAGGCCAAUACCUGCUGUGUCACUUCGUCGGAAAACUGAACAGCAGUCAACUUCUGCUGAUUUAUCCAAACAGUCUGGAAGACACCGGAACAAGCUCAACAGAAAUGUUCUUACACGGAUGGAUG